Molecule: messenger RNA, 892 nt
Organism: Schizophyllum commune H4-8
Lineage: Eukaryota; Fungi; Basidiomycota; Agaricomycetes; Agaricales; Schizophyllaceae
Exons: 3
Coding region: 77-553 (158 amino acids)
Source: RefSeq, a predicted model, not a curated record
CUCCGACCGUCGCCUGGUGGUCUUUUUACCUAGCUUCUGAGCUUCUUUCAACACAACAUCGACUCCGAGUAUCAUCAUGCCUCUUUUCAAGUCUUCCCACCCCGAGCCUCAGCCCGCGAGCCCAACGGGCCGUAAGGGAAGCAUGUUCUCUCGCAACCGCAGCGCCUCUCCCGUCCGGAGCCACAACACCUCGACCUCCAACGGCCACUCCUCUGGAGGUCUCUUCAGCUCGCACAGGCGCAGCACGUCGUCCGACCGCUCGAGCGCGUCUGUCUCGCGCUCUCGCAGCACUGGCGGCGGGCUCUUCAGCUCCAACCGUGGCUCUGACCCUACUAUUGCGUCUGCGCGUCGCAAGGUCGCUGACGCUGAGACUGCCGAGCGCGACGCGGACAGGGCGCUCAUGCAGGCGCGCCAGGCCGUCAAGGACGCCAGGGAUCACGUGAAAUUCCUCGAGCAGGAGGCCGCUGAGGAUGCACGCCGCGCUAAGGCGAAGCAGGCUGAGGCGAAGGUUAUCAACAAGAGCGCGAAGCAUCUUGGCCGCCACGGCCAUUGAGCGAUGGCACCAGCCUCCACCAUUCGGCCUCGAGUCGUGGUUACCCAUGAUUGUAUUGUACCACUGCUGUAAUCUUUUGGACACCGCUCGCGACACGAGAUGUAUAUUGGGCCCUAAUUGUACGAAUACCCAUGGCGAUAUGAUGUCCUAUUUCUCGUCCUUUUUCGCCUGAGCCUCCGCCAGUAAAAACCUCAUCUGCAUCAUUCCAUAGUUGACUUCAGUCUGGAUAUAUUCAAGAUGGACUGUUGUUGAGCCUAAAACCAUACCUUAUACAAACAAGAAAUGCCUAUAGCUGACGAACCACGUAGUCCGCUAGUCUGUCAAGAUUGCUGAGUACUG